Messenger RNA from Caenorhabditis briggsae, 972 nucleotides. RefSeq names its product Protein CBR-STR-183 (gene Cbr-str-183). NCBI's taxonomy places the organism in Eukaryota, Metazoa, Nematoda, Chromadorea, Rhabditida, Rhabditidae. Gene Ontology annotation, molecular function: G protein-coupled olfactory receptor activity. The transcript is spliced from 5 exons. Gene Ontology annotation, biological process: olfactory behavior; G protein-coupled receptor signaling pathway. The annotation marks the transcript as partial. The record is from RefSeq and is a predicted model, not a curated record.
AUGUCUUUUGCCUGGAUAUCGAUACAAAAUCGAAUUCAACAUUUUUCCACCAUAAUUUCGUUUUUUCUGAAUUCCGUAAUGAUUUAUUUGAUUGUGAUUUUUUCGCCGAAAAAAAUUGGGACCUAUAAAUAUUUGAUGAUAUAUAUUUCAUUUUUUCAAAUGUUCUAUUCGAUUAUGGAUGUCAUUUCUUUGCCGGUCUACCAUACUGUAUCCUCUGUCUUUGUAGUCUUCAAAGACAUCCAUGAGGAAGAUUAUAUUCCAGUAUGGGUCCAUUAUUGGCUUCUCGUCGUCUACACCGGAUGUUAUGGUUUUUGUAUGGGCAUUUUUGGAAUUCAUUUCUUUUACAGAUUCUUAGCAAUAUAUGGCCAUUCCAAAAUUCUCAAGACUUUCGACACCUGGAAAUUGUUCCUUUGGCUCUUAAUUCCCCCAAUUUUCGCGUUCAUUUGGGCAAUUACAGUAGGCAUCUGCUUCGCGCCGACUCCAGAAACUUCUCUGGAGAUUCAGCAGAGUAUUCUGGAAUCCUAUGAUCUGAAAAUCGAUCAAAUUGUGUACAUUGCCGCGUUCAUAUGGCCUAAAAACCCAGGAACCGGAAGAAAGCAACUAAAUUUGCGGCCAGCGAUUGGGAUAGGGAUAGAGGAGCUGAUAGUGGUUUCCUCACUCUCUGCGAUUUUUUAUUUUGGGUCUCGAUGCUAUUACAAGAUACAGGAACAUAUGAAAGUGGCGAUUUCAGUCAGUAAGAUUACGAAAAAUUUGCAUAGACAACUUUUCUAUGCUCUUGUAAUGCAGACUGUCAUUCCACUCCUCCUUCUUCACAUCCCUGUUUCCGGCCUUUUUAUGUUCCCAAUUCUAGAUUCAGAUUUGGGAUUUUUGACUGGCUUCGUCACUAUCACUAUAGCCAUAUACCCUGCUAUUGACCCCCUACCAACCAUGUUCAUCAUUGAAAAUUAUCGAAAAGCAAUUUUCGGUUUUUUU